Dentiscutata erythropus is the source of this 152-nucleotide messenger RNA. NCBI's taxonomy places the organism in Eukaryota, Fungi, Glomeromycota, Glomeromycetes, Diversisporales, Gigasporaceae. The record is from the annotation of a GenBank genome assembly.
AUGGAGUAUAGUGAAGGAUAUUUAUCACCUAGUGAAAGUUCUAAUAAAGAACCUAAUAGGGCUUCUUUAAUGGAUAUUCAACUACAACGAACAAUGAUAAAUCUAAAGAACUCAAAAAAAUGGAAGGAUCAAGAAAAAGAAGUUAGAUAUGG